Thalassophryne amazonica is the source of this 2480-nucleotide messenger RNA. Its product is annotated as transient receptor potential cation channel subfamily V member 5-like. The record is from RefSeq and is a predicted model, not a curated record. Gene Ontology annotation, molecular function: protein binding; calcium channel activity. Gene Ontology annotation, biological process: calcium ion import across plasma membrane. The coding region runs from base 175 to 2133 and encodes 652 amino acids. The transcript is spliced from 17 exons. Gene Ontology annotation, cellular component: membrane. Lineage: Eukaryota; Metazoa; Chordata; Actinopteri; Batrachoidiformes; Batrachoididae.
CAUUCAUCCUCAGGCCCAGCUCGUGUCUCCUCCCUCACGGCGGUGUGAUAUAUAAUGGUCAUUUUCACCUCUCUUCAGAGCAGUGGGACAUUUUAGGUUUUGCUGUUAUGAUUAAACAUCUCUGCAAGAAGUGGAGCCGCAGUUUCCUUCUUUAACAUCACAAACCAGGUGACAAUGUCUCCGGCACUCGCCAGAUCUGCUCGAAGUGAGCUCAAUCACUGGUGGAGCCAGCUGAGGUUUCGCCUUCAGAACAAGAAAGGAUGGAAUGAGAUGUUGGAUGAGACAUUUCUGCUCCACACCAAACAAAUGAAUGAGAUUCCUCUCUUUUAUGCGGCUAAAAACAAUAGUGAGGGCUGCAUCAAGAAACUGCUAAGUUGUGCAUCCACUAACAUCUUCGAGCGAGGUGCUCUGGGGGAGACGGCACUUCAUAUCGCCGUGAUGAACGAAAACCAGGACGCUGCUGUGGCACUGAUGGAGGGAGCUCCUGAACUCAUCAAUGAACCCAUGACCUCUGAACUUUUUCAAGGUGUUACUCCUCUUCACAUUGCUGUGGUGAAUCAGAACAUCAAUCUGGUCCAUCAGCUGAUCAGCCGUGGUGGAGAUGUGGUAAACCCCAGAGUCACCGGCCUCUACUUCAGGAAGAGGAUCGGUGGUCUUAUAUACUACGGAGAGCACAUCCUGUCAUUUGCUGCAUGUACUGGGAAUGAAAACAUUAUCUCCAUGAUCAUUGAUGCUGGAGCCAGUACCAGAGUCCAGGAUUACCGUGGUAACACAGUGCUUCACAUUUUGGUUCUGCAGCCCACUCUGACAAUAGCUUGCCAGAUUAUGGACCUGAUUAUGGGACACGAUGCAGAGUUGGACCAAACGAUGCCACUAGACAUGGUGACCAACUACAGAGGCCUUACUCCUUUCAAACUGGCAGCCAAAGAGGGAAACAUUGUGGCUUUUCAGCACUUGGUUAACAAAAGGCAAGUCGUCCAGUGGUAUUUGGGCCCUUUGACUUCUAACCUGUAUGACCUGACUGAGAUCGACUCAUGGGCUGACAAUAUGUCAGUGCUGGAACUAAUCGUGGGCAGCCCACAGAGAGAGGCAAGAAGGGUAUUGGAAGUGACCCCUGUGAGACAGCUGGUUAGUCUUAAAUGGAACCUCUAUGGGAAACAUUAUUUCAGGCUGCUAAUGCUGCUCUACCUGCUGUACAUUGGGACCUUCACUCUGUGUUGUGUAUAUCGCCCUCUAAAGAAUGCUCCAGAGAACUACACACAGUCAGACAUGGACAAAACCAUCCUAGUCCAGAAAACACUUGAGGAGAGUUAUACAACCUAUGAGGACAGCUUGCGGCUGGUUGGAGAGAUAAUCAGUGUUCUGGGAGCUUUUGCCAUCCUUUUGCUUGAGAUCCCUGAUAUACUGAGAGUAGGAGCAAAGCGUUACUUUGGCCAGACAGCACUGGGAGGCCCUUUCCAUGUCAUCCUUAUCAGUUAUGCGUGCUUGGUGGUGCUGCUGUGCGUGCUCAGAGUCAGCGGGCUGAACGGAGAGGCUGUGGUGAUGGCUCUGUGUUUAGUCCUGGGCUGGAGCAAUGUCAUGUUCUUCGCCCGAGGUUUUGAAACGCUCGGCCCUCAUGUCAUCGUGAUACAAAAGGUUAUAUUUGGAGAUCUGACCAAGUUUAUGUGGCUGAGUUUCAUUAUGCUCAUUGGUUUUUCCACUGCCUUGUGGGUGGUCUACAUGACCCAGAAGCCUGGGUCGUUGCCUGCAUAUCGUUCCUUUCCCAUCACUCUCUUCUCCGAGUUUGAGCUCAGUUUGGGCCCCAUUGACCUGCCAGUGGACCACACCAUCACUACGCCCUCCAUCGUCCAUGUCCUGCACUGUGCCUUCUCUGUGGUGUCUUGCAUUCUUCUACUUAAUCUACUGACAGCCAUGAUGAGUGACACACAAGGGAGGGUGGCUGAAGAGAGAGAUGAGCUCUGGAGGACUCAGGUGGUAGCCACAACUCUGAUGCUGGAAAGGAGGUUGCCUCGCUGUCUUUGGCCACGGCUCGGGGUGUGUGGCCUCACCUAUGGCUUGAAGAACUGUUGGUAUCUCCGUGUUGAGGACAGAAAUGACCCAAUGGUGCUAGACCCAAACGAAGAAGUUCUCUGACAGGCUGGCAGCUGAUUCGCCACAGUGCUUUGGGUUUGGACAUGGAGCAGGACGAAGACCAAGUCAUCAAAUACGUCUAGGUCUCUGUUCUCUGUGUCCCAUGUGUCACCUCCAGUUAUUCUGCAGUCUACUGUACAUAUUAGCAUUCUGUGCACAAGCAUUGGUUAGUAUCUUAAAUAACUAUCUUUUGAAUUAUUCAAUCUGGUUCAAAGACAAUAAAUUAUCGUUGAACGUAAAAAAAGUCUAAUUUUAUGUUAUUUGCUGGCAAUAAAAAAUUUAAUCAUGGUUUAAUGAAAAUUUGCAUCAACAGUGAAGUAACAUCAAGGGUUUUGGGUGUGUGGAUAGAU